Messenger RNA from Cladocopium goreaui, 804 nucleotides. NCBI's taxonomy places the organism in Eukaryota, Dinophyceae, Suessiales, Symbiodiniaceae. The record is from the annotation of a GenBank genome assembly.
AUGUAUAAGAAAGCACGACUAGAUGCCCAACUUGCUCAUGCGCAAUCGUUAGCUGAUGACCCACAACAUGAACUCCGACGCAAAGCUGGAUUGGAACUGAGACAGUUUCUUCUAGACAAAUUCUGCACAGAAGGGGUGCCUGGUUCUGACGUAGCUCUGUUAUCCCAUUACAUCACCCAAGCUGGCGGCCUGGGAGUCAGUGAUCUUGCGCUGAACCCAUCUUCGGCCUCAAAGAAUGGGCAUCGACAUGUUCAGAAGCAUGCAGGAAAAAUUUACGAUGACAUUGACCUGGCUUACAUUGACUGCCCUGCCUACAUCAAGCGGAAUGCCACUCGAACUUGUGAGAAAAUUCCCAUUUACUUGCCGUCCCAAGCUUUCAGAGAUCAUAUCACGGAUGACAUGGUUUACUGCCACCCACGGAAAGAUUUUGAAAAAGUGAUUGGGGGCUUGGAUUGCUACAACGAGCACCCUGUCGUUCUUAGAGCAAAAGCUGAAGGUUUCAAGACCAAAGUUCGACCGCUAGCUCUAUACUGGGAUGGGCCUGCACCCCUUGCUGGAGCCUGCGUGUCUGACCUCCAGGCUUUGGAGACUGCUCCAUUGGUUCGAUACGCGGUCCUGGACAUCCAGGGUGAUUGGCCAGCAUUUUUACAAGUAUUGGACGUCAGCACAAUUGAGAUGCGAACCAAGAUCUAUCAGAAAUUGCAGUACAAGAAAAAGUACCGGGGCCGAACCCUUGUGAAAGACUUGCCGGAAUUUGGGCUGAAAAAAUUCAGUCGGCUGAUGCCUACACCUACUCUGCCUGAU